AUGCCCUCAUCCUCAACCGCGGACAAACCGCGCUCUUCCGGUCCUUCAGGCAUCACAAGAGCCUACCUCUUCUUCUACAAUGCCCUCAACCUCGCAACAUGGGGCUUCUGCGUCGCCUACACAGCCUCAUUGGUCCCUGGCCACUUCGCCAGCAACAGCCUAAACUCAAUUUUCGGCCAAACCUUCUCCCCAUACCUCCUCGCAACGCAAUCCAUUGCUACCCUCGAAGUCCUGCACAGCCUGCUCAAGCUCGUGCGCGCCCCCUUCUUCACAACCGCAAUGCAGGUCGCCAGCCGUCUGCUUCUUGUCUGGGGAAUCAUGGUUCCAUUCGGCGGCCAGGUUGUCGGUGCGUCCACCACCCAGCUGGGCGAUUAUGCGUAUCUGGGCUGCGUGGGUGCAUGGGGAAUUACUGAAGUGAUCCGGUAUGGAUUUUUUGCCAUUACCCUUUCUGGGAAUGAUGUGCCGAAGUGGUGGACUUGGCUGCGAUACAACACUUUCUAUGUCUUGUACCCUGUUGGUAUCUCGAGUGAAGUCGCGCUCGUUUACCUGUCGCUGGGUCCGGCUGGGGAUAUUAGUCCUUUGCUUUUCUGGGGUCUUGUUGCUAUCCUGGCUAUCUAUGUGCCUGGUUCUUAUAUCCUUUACACGCACAUGAUUGCGCAGCGUCGCAAGGUCAUGCGUGGCAAGCAGCGCGCUGAUUAA
Penicillium longicatenatum is the source of this 699-nucleotide messenger RNA. Its product is annotated as protein tyrosine phosphatase-like domain-containing protein. Lineage: Eukaryota; Fungi; Ascomycota; Eurotiomycetes; Eurotiales; Aspergillaceae. Gene Ontology annotation, biological process: very long-chain fatty acid biosynthetic process; sphingolipid biosynthetic process; fatty acid elongation. Gene Ontology annotation, cellular component: endoplasmic reticulum membrane. Gene Ontology annotation, molecular function: 3-hydroxyacyl-CoA dehydratase activity. Bases 1 to 699 code for a protein of 232 amino acids. The record is from RefSeq and is a predicted model, not a curated record. The transcript has a single exon.